This is a messenger RNA of Nymphalis io (European peacock), 4032 nucleotides long. RefSeq names its product DNA-directed RNA polymerase I subunit RPA2 (gene RpI135). The coding region runs from base 99 to 3488 and encodes 1129 amino acids. Gene Ontology annotation, molecular function: DNA binding; DNA-directed RNA polymerase activity; ribonucleoside binding. The transcript is spliced from 20 exons. Gene Ontology annotation, cellular component: nucleus; RNA polymerase I complex. Lineage: Eukaryota; Metazoa; Arthropoda; Insecta; Lepidoptera; Nymphalidae. The record is from RefSeq and is a predicted model, not a curated record. Gene Ontology annotation, biological process: DNA-templated transcription.
UUGCUGUCAAGUUAUAUCUGCACGACUGCACGUGUUUUUGUCGCGUUUCUUUUGCAAUAACUAAAUAUUUCUACUAAAUGUAAGUCCUUUACAAAAUAAUGGAACCAAAAAAGAUAUUACAGAAACCGUCUCUAGCUUAUACAAGUAAUCCUAAUUACAGUAAGCCCCCUAAAACACCUAACCCUCAUCUGCAAUGCCUAGGGACGCCUCAUAUAGACUCUUUCAAUUACAUGAUACGUGAUGGUCUUAAGGCUGCUAUAGCGGAUUUAAUUCCGGCCGAAUUUGAGAUGCCGAGUGGAGAAAAAAUUAAAAUCACUAUAGACGAGGCCGCAUUUGCUAAGCCGAGUGUUCCCAUGGAAACUGUGGGUGUGAAAAAUCAGAGAGUACUUCCUACAGAAUGCCGACAAAGGGCUGCUACUUAUAAGGGUGAUUUUAAGAUAAGAUUAACUUUAAAUAUUGAUGGAAAAGCUAUGUCUAUUGAUAAAUCACUAGGAAGUCUGCCUAUAAUGUUAAAGUCAAAGGUAUGUCACUUGGCAGAUUUAUCACCUGAGGAACUUAUAAAACACAAUGAACAUGCUGAUGAAUGGGGUGGAUAUUUUGUCAUCAAGGGUCAUGAACGUUUAGCUCGUAUGUUACUAGUGACGCGCCGCAACUAUCCUGUUGCUAUUAAACGAUCAGGGUGGAAGAUGAGAGGAAACUUUUUCUCCGAGUUUGGAGUCCUUGUACGCUGUGUAAAGCCUGAUCUUACUAGCACCAAUAAUGUUCUUCACUUCCUCCAAAAUGGUACUUGUAAACUAAUGUUCUCUCACCGUAAAGUGAUGUACUACGCUCCGUUAGUCUUGAUCAUGAAGGCUCUCGUGGACUGGCCGGAUCAUUAUAUAUACAGACUAUUGCUACAUGGCAAGAAGAAUGACUUGUAUUAUGUUAACUGCGUACAGAAUAUGCUCCGUGAACUUCAUGAGCAAAGUCUUCACACACAAGAGGAAUGUAAAUCGUACCUCGGUCGUAUGUUUCGGCCCAGACUGAGUGAACUGCCCCCAUGGGUCACAGACGAGGACGCUGCUGACUUCCUUCUCACUCGCUGUGUGAUGAUCCAUCUUAAUGGGCACAUCGAUAAGUUCCACGCUCUGGUGUUUAUGGCACAGAAGCUAUAUGAUGUCGUUCAGAAUAAAUGUAAGGUGGAAGGCGCUGAUGCUGUAAUGGUUCAAGAGUUGCAGGUUGGCGGACAUCUCUAUUUGCAAGUGUUGAAGGAACGACUGCAAACUAUGUUGUAUGUCAUCAAGGCGAAUAUUCUAAAGCGAGCCAAAACCGCUAAGAAAUUUGUUCUGACCUCGAAAGAGUUGCAGCAAUUAAUUCGCAUGGCGGGUAGCUUGGAACAAAAGAUGGAGACGUUUCUGGCGACCGGUAACGCCCCGUCCACCAACGUGAACCUCGCGCAGUACAAGGGGCUGACCAUCGUCGCCGAGAACAUUAAUAGGAUGCGAUACAUGUCACAUUUCAAGGCGAUCCACCGCGGCUCGUUCUUCAUGGAGAUGCGCACGACGGAGGCGCGGCAGCUGCUGCCGGACGCGUGGGGCUUCGUGUGCCCCGUGCACACGCCGGACGGCGCGCCCUGCGGACUGCUCAACCACCUCACCGCCGCCGCGCAGGUGACCCAGCAUCCUGACCCCAAGCAUCUACCCAACCUACCGUUCGUGCUGGAAAAAUGUGGAAUGGAACCUAUCAGCUCGGUGGCGAACACUCCAUUGUCCCACGACGUGUACAAGUACCCGGUCUUCAUAGACGGGAGGCUGGUAGGCUAUCUGCCCGAAGACACCGCUCAAAAGAGUGCCGCUUACCUCCGUACAUUGAAGGUCAAGGGGGAAGAAGUGCCAAUAUCUACAGAAAUUGUCGUGAUACCCAAAAAACAGAUCUGCGCACAGUACGCGGGGGUGUUCCUCUUCACAACCGAGGCUCGCAUGAUGAGACCGGUCAUCAACUUAUCCACGGGACAGCUGGAGCUCAUUGGGACAAUGGAACAGUUGUAUUUGGACAUUGCCGUCACACAGAAUGAAAUUAUAAAAGGUAAAACAACACAUUUGGAGCUAUCAAAGUCAGCUUUCAUGAGCAACUUGGCGCAGCUGGUCCCGAUGCCGGACUGCAACCAGUCGCCUCGCAACAUGUACCAGUGCCAGAUGGGCAAGCAGACGAUGGGCACGCCCAUCCACACGUGGGCGUCGUCGGCGGAGACCAAGCUGUACCGCCUGCAGUCGGGCGCCGCCCCACUGUUCCGGCCGCUGCACCACGACCGCCUGCACCUCGACGACUACCCCGCCGGCACCAACGCCGUGCUCGCCGUCGUCUCCUACACGGGCUACGACAUGGAGGACGCGAUGAUCAUCAACAAGUCUGCGUACGAGCGAGGCUUCGCGGCGGGCUCGGUGUACAAGGCCAACUUCCUGGAGCUCUCCCACUCUUCUUCGUACUUCUGCCGCGAUCCCGCGCGUGGGGAACUCGCGCAGCACGUUGAUGAGGACGGGUUGCCCGCUGUGGGCGCUCGCGUGCAGCCCGACGAUCCCUUCUAUUGCUACUGGGACGGCGAGAAGAAUCAGUUCGUGGUGUCUCGCUACCAUGGCAAGGAGGAGGUGUUCGUGGACAGCGUGAGGCUCUGUGGGGACUUCUCGUCCAAAGCGCCGAAGAAGGCCUGCGUUAUGGUUCGGAUACAGCGCAAUCCAACAGUCGGUGACAAGUUCGCUUCCCGGGCCGGGCAGAAGGGUAUCUGUUCGCAGAAGUGGACGGCUGAGGACUUACCGUUCACGGAGUCGGGACUUAUCCCGGACAUCCUGUUCAACCCUCACGGCUUCCCGUCCAGAAUGACCAUCGCUAUGAUGAUCGAGUGUAUGGCGGGAAAAGCGGCGUGUCUACAUGGACAUGUCCAUGAUGCAACUCCAUUCCGCUUCAACGAACAAGACACAGCCAUCAAUUACUUUGGGAGACUUCUAGAAGCCGGCGGUUACAACUAUUUUGGAACCGAGCGUAUGUACAGCGGAGUCGACGGCAGAGAGAUGACCGCUGACAUCUUCUGCGGACUGGUUCACUACCAGCGGCUAAGGCACAUGGUGUCCGAUAAGUGGCAGGUGCGCACGACGGGCGCGGUGGACGCGCUGACGCGCCAGCCGGUCAAGGGGCGGCGGCGCGGGGGGGGAGUGCGCCUCGGGGAGAUGGAGCGCGACGCGCUGCUGUCGCACGGCGCCGCCUUCGUGCUGCAGGACCGCCUGUUCCACUGCUCCGACAAGACCGAGGCGAUCGUGUGUUCGAAGUGCGGGACGCUGCUGGGCCCCGUGGUGAGCGACGUGGAUGGCGCCAAGGACUCGUGCCGCCUGUGCGGAGACGGAGACCUCUUGACGGUGGCCAUUCCGUAUAUCCUCAAGUUCUUUGUUACUCAACUAGCUUCGGUUAAUAUUAAUGUUAAAAUUAAUUGUAACAACGAUUUAGCUAUACAGAGUUGAUGAUUGUUGACAAAUGUUAUAUAAUACUUUUCGUAUUUCUCAUUACAAAGGCAGACUGGUAUAUUUUUUUUUAUUUAAGCAUAGUACUUAACGUUGCAAUCGCGACCUAGUGGCUGUUGUUAUUCCCUUCAGGAUGUUACGCCAUCUCUCCCUAUCUGCUGUCAUCCUUUACCUAUUCAAUGGUCCGCCCACCGAUCUGAUUUGGUCAUUUUAUCAUAGGCGCCUGACCGCGAGGUCUGAUGCCUUCAUCUCUGCCUUGAACGACAAGGCAUUCUAUGGAGUCACGGAUUCUUCUUGAAACGUGGCCGAAGAAUUGUUAUCCUAUCAUUAUUCAUUGCUAUAUAAGUAACAUUUUUCUAAAUAGUAAGUGAAUAUCUUAUUGAAUUAUAGGACAGGUGUUAGGAAUAAAAAGGUAGCUUUUCAACAACGAAUUUCAACAAAAUCGCUUGAAUAGUUUGGCCUUGAAAACGUGAAAUACAUUUUAUUGUGACGUUAAAUUUUUUUGGUUCGAUAAUAUAGGAUCAUAAAAACAAAAAAUUAUUGG